AUGGCAUACAAGCGGCCACGCGCGCCUUCCCCAACCAACGCCCAAAAGCGCUCUCGCGGUGGACCAGCAACCUACAUAACUCUCGGCACCGAGCUUCCUGACGAAGAUGGAGAUGAUGGGGCUUUUGUCCCUGUCUGGAAGCAGACUGUAACUGACGAGAGGGGACGAAGGAGACUCCACGGCGCAUUCACGGGAGGUUUCAGUGCAGGAUACUUUAAUACAGUUGGAUCUAAAGAAGGAUGGACUCCGAAAACAUUCGUUUCCUCACGCGCAAACCGCAACAAGGAUCAGCCCAAUGGCCAGACACAGCGAGCCGAAGAUUUCAUGGACGAUGAGGACUUGGCGGCAGCAGCAGAGUCACGCCAGCUCGAGACUGCGCAGAACUUCGCUGGCAUAGGCGAGGCUGGACGAGCCAACGACGAUGGACUGUUCGGCCUGUUUGUAACACCUGAAGAGACAAUGGGCGUCAAGAUCGCGCAGAAGAUGGGCUGGCGACGAGACCAGGGCAUUGGUCGCAAAGUGCGCCGGAAUGCUGACCUUGAAGAUGGCGCAUCAGGAUUCAAGGACGACUCAGCUCAUAUGUUUGCUCCUCAAGAUGCUCGAAUAAUGACCUUGCCUCGAGAAGAGGUCCAUCGCAAAGGCUUGGGAUAUACAGCAGAAGCUCGCUUGGGCGUUGUGGAGGAAGAAGCUGGGGAUCAUUCAUCCAAGUUCGAUCUGCACUAUCUUGAGGGUCCGAAGAAAACAUCAACGGUAAAGAAGCCUUCGCCAAAGAAGUCCUCUUUUGGCGUUGGCGUUCUCAACGACACGGGUUCAGACGAUGAAGACCCAUACGAACUAGGCCCGAAGAUUACAUUCAACAAAACCUUAGGCAAGGAGAAAAAAGUAAAGAAACCUAGCAAGUUCGCCAAAGCAGGAGCGGGAGAAAAGCUUGUCUUUAUUCCCAAGAAGAGUUUGUCGAAGAGUUUGGUCUCGCUAAGCAGGCCAUCUGUAGAUGGGAGGUCUCCAUUGAGUGGUUUUACAUUCGCGACUAGCCUCACAGACCUCACGAGCAAGCCUAAGUAUCCUCCGCCGAAGAUACCACCUGGUUGGAAAUCGUCCAAGAGUGUCACUCCAAUUCCGGAAUCGAAAGACUACCAAUCUGUAGCCGACGCAGCGAAGGCUUCAACGCUGGAUGCAAAGGGUCGUUCGGCACUUUUGGGUGAGAAAGCCUUGCCCGGAAAGUCUAUCUUCGACUUCAUACCUAAAGACGCCCGAGACCGUUUGGCUGCAAUAUCUGGUAAAGCUGAUCUGCCUCAAGGCUUGGGAGAAGCUGCUCCUGAGGGACACUUGCCUGCGAGCAAAGCCCAACCGAAGGAUCUCUGGAGCCUCGUACCUACACUUGAGAAGAGCCUGGCAGCUGCGGCCCUGGCUAAGGGUGCGACUGGCUGGAUGCCGUAUGCUGAAGACAUGCAGAAGCGUGCACGUUACGUCGGUUUCCUAGAAUUGAAGGCGGGGCUGAAGGAAGACCUACCAGAACGGAGAGAUGGUGUAUCCGUGUCAGAUUGGGUCAAAGAGUUGCAAGAGUUUGCACAUGCUGCUGAGGUGUUCAAGCCCACGACCGGCAUCAUGGCAUCCCGGUUCACGUCUGCGUCGUCCUCGACCUUGGAGGGAAACAGUGGUGGGACGGCGAAAGACAAUUUAUUACGACAGCCAGCCGCAAAGCCAGAGGAUCCAGCAGAGCAAGCUGCGAAGCUGGGCAUGUAUGGUCCGAUGACUCGAAGCAGUUUUCCUUUUUACCCGUCGCGGCUCUUAUGCAAGCGCUUCAACGUCAAGCCUCCGCCGGAUAUGCCGCCUGAGUUUGACGCUGGUGAAAGCCAGUUCAAAUCGCAGACGGAGGAAGCCGUGUCCAAGUCGGCUAUGGAAAAGCUGCAACAUGAGUUCUUGACCAACGGUCCUGCUCUCCAGCGGCCGGCCUGGAUGGGCCAAACAUCCGAGGCUUCUACUCCUGUUGCUGCUGCGACUGCUCAACAAAGCGAGCACGCAGUCGUGGACGUGGAGAAGAACGACGCCCUGUCGAACGAACGGGCUUCCGAGGAUGUAUUCAAAGCCAUCUUUGGAGACGAUGACGAUGAUGAGGACUGA
This is a messenger RNA of Alternaria atra, 2121 nucleotides long. RefSeq lists its product as uncharacterized. Gene Ontology annotation, cellular component: nucleus. The coding region runs from base 1 to 2121 and encodes 706 amino acids. The transcript has 2 exons. Gene Ontology annotation, biological process: mRNA processing. NCBI's taxonomy places the organism in Eukaryota, Fungi, Ascomycota, Dothideomycetes, Pleosporales, Pleosporaceae. The record is from RefSeq and is a predicted model, not a curated record. Gene Ontology annotation, molecular function: RNA binding.